Molecule: messenger RNA, 1691 nt
Organism: Zophobas morio
Lineage: Eukaryota; Metazoa; Arthropoda; Insecta; Coleoptera; Tenebrionidae
Gene: Synd
Product: protein kinase C and casein kinase substrate in neurons protein 1
Exons: 9
Coding region: 187-1608 (473 amino acids)
Biological process (GO): cytoskeleton organization; regulation of endocytosis; plasma membrane tubulation
Cellular component (GO): endosome; plasma membrane; cytoplasm
Molecular function (GO): phospholipid binding; protein binding
Source: RefSeq, a predicted model, not a curated record
AUAGUUUAGUGACAUUGGUGGCUGUUGUUGAGUUGAGUUGUGUGGUAAAUUUUUAAUUUUUUAUUUAUCGUCCGCUACGUGGUUGGAACCCGUCGGACACUUCUUGUGCAUGUUCGCUCCACGUUCGGCAGUCAGUUCGAGCUGAUCGUUUUUUGUUUUACCUGACCCAGGUGCGGAGGACGAACCAUGUCGCAUCACAGCGAUGACAACAUGCUGAUCGCCACGAGCGACUCCUUCUGGGAGCCCGGCAACUACAAGAAAACCACGAAACGCAUCGAAGACGGAUACAAACUCUGCACCGAACUGAUCACAUUAGUCAACGAACGAGCCGAAAUCGAAAAAGCGUACGCGAAAAACCUGAAGACAUGGUCAAAGAAGUGGAACGAUUCGAUCGAGAAGGGCCCGGAGUACGGCACCACGGAGGCGGCGUGGAAAGGGGUGCUGGUGGAGGCAGACAGGCGCUGCGACCUGCACACCAAAAUCAGGGAUUGUCUAGUGAACGAUGUGAUAAACAAGAUCAAGACGUGGCAAAAGGACGCGUACCAUAAGUCCAUGAUGAACAUCAAAGAAAAGAAGGAUAUGGAUGACGCUUUCAAGAAGGCCCAAAAGCCCUGGUCUAAGCUGCUGCAGAAAGUCGAGAAGGCCAAGAACGACUAUCACACGGCCUGCAAAACGGAGAAGUCGGCGGCCAAUCAGGAGAGGAAUGCCGCUGGAGAUAGUUCGUUCUCGGUAGAUCAGGUGAAGAAAAUGCAAGACCGCGUGCAAAAAUCAAAAGAAGAAGUCCAGAAAUGCAAAGAGAAAUACGAAGCGGCCCUGCAAGAAAUCAACCAGUACAACCCUAAAUACAUGGAAGAUAUGACGGUGGUAUUUGAUAAAUGCCAGGAGAUGGAAGCACAAAGGCUGAACUUCAUCAAAGGGACCCUUUUCGACAUUCACAAAUACCUGAAUAUUUCGCAAGAUCCGACGUUACAACAAAUAUACGAGGAACUUUACCACACAAUCAACAACGCCGACUUCGAAAAGGACCUGAAAUGGUGGUCAAACAACCACGGCGUCAACAUGGCGAUGAACUGGCCGCAGUUCGAGGAUUACACCGAGGAGUUCAGAGAUAUAAGUAAAGGGAAAUCAAAGGACUCUGCAACUUCCGGAAUCACGUUGAUUAACCAGAGGCCCGUCGGAGAAGACUUGCAUGAAUAUUCAGCCAACAGUAAGUCUUUGAAGGCCAAAACUACAGUAACCGCCGUAAAAGUGAACAACACGCCUCCUGUACAGAAAAAGGAGGUGAAACCGGCGGUUGUUGAAAAGGUUGAAAGUCCCGCCAAUCGAGCUUCGACAAUAACGAAUGGAUCUAGUACAAAAGGUGAGACCAAUCCUUUUGAUGAAGAGGAAUGGGAUGAGAGUGACGCGCUGGUGGACAAUGGGGAACCAGGUGUUCCAGUAAAAGCGCUUUAUGACUAUGAAGGGGCCGAAAACGACGAACUCAGCUUCAAAACCGGGGACGUUUUUGAGAAGUUGGAAGACGAGGAUGAACAAGGAUGGUGUAAAGGUCGGAAAGACGGCAGGGUCGGUUUAUAUCCCGCUAAUUACGUUGAAGUGGUGCCACAUUGAUAAAACAGUGUCAAAAACAUGUUAAAUUUUGUUGUUAUUUUUUGAAAAUAUAUACGAGAGCUAUUGCUCAUUAUUGAAGUAAA